Messenger RNA from Chelonus insularis, 2755 nucleotides. RefSeq names its product ATP-dependent RNA helicase DHX33 (gene ath). The coding region runs from base 128 to 2182 and encodes 684 amino acids. Gene Ontology annotation, cellular component: intracellular anatomical structure; nucleolus. Gene Ontology annotation, molecular function: ATP binding; double-stranded RNA binding; helicase activity. Gene Ontology annotation, biological process: positive regulation of transcription by RNA polymerase I. The transcript is spliced from 7 exons. Lineage: Eukaryota; Metazoa; Arthropoda; Insecta; Hymenoptera; Braconidae. The record is from RefSeq and is a predicted model, not a curated record.
AACAUGCAACAGCUGUUUGUAUCAAUGUCACUCAACACGUGUGUAAUGAAAUCCAUGAAGUUGAAUAUUUAAAAAGGUUUCUGUUAGUGUACCAAUUUGAUUUUAGAUAUUUUAACGAUUUUAAAAUAUGGGAGUACAUGACAGUGGUGAUUCAAAGUAUAACAUUAUAGGUAAUUCCAAUUUUUCGAAAUUAACUCCUAAAAAACCGACGACUGUAGUAUUUGGAGAAACUGAACAGCAUGGUUCUGAUCAUAACAAUGGAGAAAUUAUCGAUAAGAUAUCAAUGAAUAUUCAACAACAGAGAAAAUCAUUGCCAGUUUAUAGGCUACGAAAAAGAUUAUUGGAAGAAAUACGAAGCAACAAUAGUCUGAUUAUAAUUGGCGAAACUGGAAGUGGAAAGACAACACAAAUACCUCAAUUCUUACUAUCUAGUGGACUAGCUGGUUCAUCAGGAUGUAUUGGUGUCACGCAACCUCGUCGAGUAGCUGCGGUUAGCGUUGCUGGUCAAGUUGCCCUAGAACAAGGGACUCAAUUAGGCAAACUUGUUGGAUACUCUGUGCGAUUCGAAGACGUCACAAGUCCACAAACAAGAAUAAAAUAUUUAACAGAUGGAAUGAUGGUUCGAGAAGCAAUGACUGAUGAAAAUCUCUCUGAUUAUUCCAUUAUUAUUCUUGAUGAAGUCCAUGAAAGAUCUGUUCAAACAGACGUACUUCUUGGUGUUACAAGACGAGCACAAAAUAUUCGCAAACAUAAAAAUCUUCCACCUUUAAAACUUUUAAUUAUGUCUGCUACAAUGGAUGUUGACAAGUUUGUCAAAUACUUCCAAGCACAAGUUGUUUAUGUUGAAGGUCGUCAACAUCCUGUAAAAAUUUAUCAUUCUAUCAAAUCUAAUGACGAUUAUGCACUUGCUGCUUUAGCUACCGCUUUUAAAAUACAUCGAGAAGCUCCAGCAAAUGAAGAUAUUUUAGUUUUUUUAACGGGCCAAGAAGAGAUAGAAGCUGCCGUCACAGCUGCACGACAAGUAGCAAAACAAUUGGACGGUCAAGGAUAUCCAAACCUGAAGGUAUUUCCGCUGUACUCAGCACUUCCAACUCAUCAGCAAUUAGAAGCUUUUAAGGCUUCGCCAGCGGGAAUGAGAAAAUUAGUCUUAUCAACAAAUGUUGCAGAAACUUCUGUCACAAUUUCAGGAAUUCGUCAUAUUAUUGAUACAGGUGUUGUAAAAAUUAGAACUCAUCAUUCAACAACAGGAUUAGAUGUUUUAAAAGUUGAAAAAGUAUCUAAGGCUCAAGCGUGGCAAAGAACAGGCAGAGCAGGUCGGGAAUCAGCUGGAAAAUGCUACAGGACAUUUACAAAAGAGGAAUUUGCAUUGAUGAAGGAAAUGCCAAUACCUGAAAUACAAAGAUGUUCAUUAGCUGGUGUAGCUUUACAACUAUUAGCUAUUGGAAUCGAUAUUACGACGUUUGAAUUUAUGGAUAAGCCUCCAAAAGACUCAGUUAAAGUAGCUGUUUCGUGCUUAGAAAGACUGGAGGCGGUUAAAGGUUCUCCUCCUCAAUUAACGACGCUUGGAAGAACGAUGUCUCUCUUUCCGUUAGACCCUCGAUUUACUAAGGUGCUUCUUGCUUCCGUUGAACAUCGAUGUCUUGAUGAAGCGCUUACUGUAAUUGCUCUACUCUCUGGUGAAUCUGUAUUUGUCGAACGACCAGCAAAAAGAGAUCAAGCUCUAGCAGCGCGAGCUAACUUUGCAUCACCUGAAGGCGACCACGUAACAUUACUUAAUGUUUAUCGGGGUUUUACAAAUGCUACCCAGAAAAAGGUUUGGUGCCAGGAGAACUUUCUUCACCACCGGAAUUUAGAAUACGCAACAGAAGUCAGGUCACAGUUAAGUAGAUUAGCAGAGAGAGCUAAUGUUGAGAAGUCCAGUUGUGGGGCAGAUACCGCAUCUUUGAGGAAAUGUCUUUUGGAAGGUCUUACAGAUAAUUUAGCCGAAUUACAGAGGGAUAACACAUAUAUAACACUUUCUACGAAACAUCCUGUUGCUAUUCAUCCAUCAUCGACCCUUCACGGUUUGAAGCCACCUCUAGUUUUGUUUACGGAAGUUGUUGUUACUGGUAAGAGCUAUAUACGAGGAUUAUCUGUUAUCGAGUCUGCUUGGAUUACGACAAAAACAACAUCCGAUGGAUAAUAUAGUUAGUGUAACAAUUUCAAUUAUUACAAAAAAAAAUAAUAAUAACAAUAAUGGUGAAGAAUUAUUGUUAUUAUUAUAAUGUCACAGUAUUUUUUUAUAAUACAUUUACUUACGUGGAAAUUCAACGCGUAAUCGUAGUUAAUUGAUAUUAACAAGCCGUAAAAUAAUAUCACACGACUACUCUGGCACUUGAUUAUCCGAAGUGAACAUUCAAAUUCACUCAAUGAAGCUUAAAAUAAGUUGAGCUUGAUUCAGGAAUUCAGCACAACAGGUGGUUUUUAUUAAUUCCACAAUAGCUAUUGUAAAAAGUAUAAUAUUCAAUUUAAUGAGUUCUCAAGCUGUCAUUGAACAAUCAUUUCUAAGCAUGGAUUGUUUUUAAUUUCGCAUUUUAUGUAUUUGUUUAUUCGUUUGGUAUACGCUGGUAUAAUAAGUGUAACUAGUGUCUAGUACAGAACAAUUAUUUUUUAUUAUGUUUAUUAUACAAAUUUUCGAAUUGUUUUAUUUAACAAUACGAUGAUUAGUAACGUCAAAUUUGCAGCAUUCAAGAUUAAUAAAUGUUUUCAUAAUAAA